GGCGCUACGUGACGCCGUCGUUCAGCGGCCGCACAUACGGCAAAAAGAGGCAGCCCCGGCGGCGCCCCAAGGAGAAACAGCCCGGGGAGGGCCAGGGCGCCGCCACAGUAAAGACGCCCGAGGGCGCGCCCGAGCAACGCCAAGAUGUCGCUCAUGCCCAAGGGCAUGGCGAAGCAGCACGCGCGGGAGCCCGGCCAUGUCUCCGUGAGGAACAAGACGGUCGCGAUGGUCGAGGGCCACCUCAACAAGCAGCGCUCCGCCUACGACCACUGGAUCGCGGAACUUUGUCGCGACGCCGAGGAGAGCGCCAUGGAGCGCGACCGCCUCAAGGCCAAGCUCGCGGCGUUGCGGGACGACCACAAGCGCAAAGUGAUGACUAAAAUCAUUGGGAGGCUCGGCAACAUGAACUACUUCGUGGCCUGGAACCACUGGCACACGGUGACGAUCAAGGAUGCCCAGAAGAGGGCUGGGGAGCGGAUUCGCGAGCUCAAGAAGCAACUGAAGGAGUGCAAGAAGAAAACUGAAGAAUUGGAAGCGGAGGCGCAGCGGCGCGCCGACGAAGCGGCCGCGCUGGCGUUCGGGGCGGCUACCGACUCCCAGAAGAAGCUCAUCUGGAAGAUUCUUACAAGGUUAUCGACGCUGAAAGUGCGGCUGUUCUGGGGCCACUGGUACAAGCAGACCUUCGGCGCGAAGCUCCAGAAGCUGCUCAUGAUCAAGAUCUUGAAAAGGAUGAUGCACUCGUUCCUCAACAAGGGCUUCGGCAUGUGGCGCUACGUGACGCAGCAGUGGGAGCUGAUCAAGAAGCUCGAGCUGAAAGAUCAAUUGGUCAAGGAAUUGGAGGAGCUCGAGCGGCUCGCGAAGAAGUACAAGGACGACGCCGAAGAGCGCCAGAACCAGGCGGCGUCUGCCGCGUUUAACAGAGCGACGGGCGCGCAGAAGGACAUGAUGAUCAAGAUCCUGUCCAAGCUCACGGGCAACAUGUCGAUGCUCAGCUUCAAGGUCUGGAAGCGCAAGAGCGACGAGUUCACGCAACAAUACAACUUGCUGAAGAAGAUCAUGACGCGCAUGAUGAAGAUCAAGAUCUACACGUCCUUUCGCCACUGGCACAAUGUGGUGUUUUUGUCGGGCCUGUCGAAGGUGAAGAUGCGCGAGGCUUUGUUGGAAUCGCAACGGGAGAAUUUAUCAUCUACCCUUGCUGAAAGAGCAGAGGAAUUGCGCAAAUUGCAGCAGGAGGCGACGGAUCUGUUGGCUCUCAGUCAACAAAAUGCGCAGCGAACCGCGGAGGUCAUGCAAUGCUCGGACCACUUCGCCGACGCCCUGCAUCUGAUCUUGGAUCCCAAAGCCCUCGAAAAGAGGAAUGCGUUAUCGUACGAGGACAUGGAGCGCAUGAUGGCCGAGGGCGCGGAUCCCGCGCAGUUCCAGAAGCCGCCGUACGACCCCGUGCCGCCGCCGAACCCCUACGCGGGCUACGGCGAGGCGCCGGAGGCCGAGGCGCCGGGCGGCAUCGGCGGCGGUCUGGGCUUCCUCGACACGCCGGCGGGCGGCGGCCGCGCUGCGCCGGCGAGGACGGGCGGCGGCCGGGCAAAGGCAGGGGGCGGCGGCGGCGACCUCGAGGGCUACAAGCCGCUGCCGCCGGGCGACUACUACUACCGACCCGCCUCGCCCUGACUCCGAGAAAGACCAAGUGUUUCCUCCCCCGGCCCCCUGAUCCCCCUUAUAACUCGGCCGAAAUG
Pelagomonas calceolata is the source of this 1733-nucleotide messenger RNA. The record is from the annotation of a GenBank genome assembly. NCBI's taxonomy places the organism in Eukaryota, Pelagophyceae, Pelagomonadales, Pelagomonadaceae.